This is a messenger RNA of Mesorhabditis belari, 897 nucleotides long. The record is from the annotation of a GenBank genome assembly. Lineage: Eukaryota; Metazoa; Nematoda; Chromadorea; Rhabditida; Rhabditidae.
AUGCUCGAGUACUAUGCAAUUAUGUAUCCAUCAAAGAUUCAUGCCGAGCUCUCUAAAUUGAAAGCCCUUCUCUGUAUGAAUUACAAUGCAACUUGCUCUGCUGAUAGUCUUCUAAAUUCUAAAAAUUCAAUCAAAUCUUUACCCGAACAAAAUGUAAACCUUGCUGCUGAUGGAUGUAAUCUACUGGAUCGAGAUCUCACCGAUUUGGCUCAAAGACAAUUCUACGAGUUUCAGAUUGUGCUUAAAUGGAGCGGCUUUUUGUCUCGAAUAAAUUCUUCAUCAGCACGAGUACAACUACAGAAUUUGUGGAUAACGUUCAUGGUUGUAAUAGGAAUCUACAUGAUGUUCUACGAUCUCUUCUUCCUCCUAAUCGACUUUCAAAUGAAAUACGCUUCCCAUGUGGCAAUAUCAAUCGCCGUCAUUUGUCAAGCAUUGAUCUCAUUGUUACUCUCAACCUAUUGGCAACGAAACUUAUGCUUUGAGAGAUUCUUCCAUCAACUUCAUCAUUGUAAGAUUCGAGACAUGGAUACUUUUGAUACGGGUUAUGUGACGACAAAUAAAAAAAUUCGAUGGCAAUUUUUGGGCAUUCAGAUCUAUUGUACAGUGAACGCGGUGAUGUUUUUGAUGUCGAUGGCGACAAAUUCUUUGGAAACAGUCAUGCUACCGUCCCUGUCUCAUAGCUUCUACUAUCGAGAACUUCGAUACAUUCGCCCCUGUAUUGCCUAUAUCUUUCUCACAAUCAUCAAUUACAAUAUGCAUAUUUAUCUUUGUCUCACAAAUGUUCUCCAUUUUGAAGUCAAGAAAUUCAACUUCAAGUUAACACAGAUUGUCUCCAUCACGAUGACCUUCUUUGCCUUCUUUCUCAACAUCAAGUCAAAGGAUCAAAGCUUGCCCAUU